This is a messenger RNA of Rosa rugosa (rugosa rose), 627 nucleotides long. RefSeq lists its product as uncharacterized. Lineage: Eukaryota; Viridiplantae; Streptophyta; Magnoliopsida; Rosales; Rosaceae. The transcript is spliced from 3 exons. The coding region runs from base 1 to 627 and encodes 208 amino acids. The record is from RefSeq and is a predicted model, not a curated record.
AUGAUUUUUGAGCAAGGGAAGUCAAGGCGUGUAUGGACCAACUUUGAAGAAGAAUCUUUGUUGAAUGUUCUUGACGGAAUUAUUGCUGGAGGACAACGCUGCAACACUAGAAGUUUCAAAUAUGGUACUUUAAUCAAAAUAGAGAAUGCUUUAAAUCUUUUAUGUCCCAAUUCCAAUCUGAAGGCAAGUCCAUAUAUUGAGUCAAAGUUGAAGAAACUUAAGAAAGAUUAUAGCAUAAUCUAUGACAUGAUGAACAAGAGUGGAUUUGCAUGGAAUGAUAUCAAAAAGUACAUUGAAGUUGAUAGUAAUGAAGUAUGGGAUACGUAUUUGCAGCACAACAAAAAGGCAAAGGGAUGGAGAAACAAGAAGUAUCCAUUAUUUGAUAGACUAACUACCAUCUUUGGGAGUGACCGUGCUACUAGAAAUGGGGCUGAGGUCCCUGCUGAUAUGAUGGAGGAGCAGAGCAACAAUGAAGAUGAUAUAGGCCUUGAGAAUGACACAAGCCCCAUGUCAAUGAGCAAAGAUAGCACGGGACAAUCUCAGGUCAGUCAGAAAAAGAGGAAAAGAAAUGAUGAAGAUAAAAUUAUGCUUGCAUUGGUUGCGGGCACUGCUAGAGGAUCUACCUAG